This is a messenger RNA of Anopheles maculipalpis, 4241 nucleotides long. It is a transcript of the gene bun, whose product is annotated as protein bunched, class 2/F/G isoform. NCBI's taxonomy places the organism in Eukaryota, Metazoa, Arthropoda, Insecta, Diptera, Culicidae. The transcript has 4 exons. Bases 130 to 4065 code for a protein of 1311 amino acids. The record is from RefSeq and is a predicted model, not a curated record. Gene Ontology annotation, biological process: regulation of transcription by RNA polymerase II.
GGUGCGUAUUUUCAUCGUUCGCGUAGAAUUCGUGCGUAAAGUGAGACCAUAAUCGGUUCAACAAGAAUCUGCAUUCCGGCUUCCAAUUCCCGGACCGUGAGGGAUCUGGAACGGCGGAUACACGGGCAGAUGAGCAGAAGCAGUAGUAGUGGUAUGGCCGAAAACACGGUCUCCAGCAAUCUGCCGCCGUCGUCAGCCCAGUCAAAGGUCACGGUUGGUGGGAGCGGUGCCACGGCGGGUGGAACAGGCGGAAUGCAUCAUCAUCACCAUCUUCAUCAUCAUCACCACCACAAUCACCAUAAAUCGAUGGACAUGGGCGGAACGGGCAAGGCGGGAGGUGGCGGAAGUAAACAUCACACUAAUGUAAUUCACCGGACUACGAGUGAAAGUUUACGACUGGGUGGUGGAGGAGGUGCGGGCGGCUCAGCAAUGAACAACAGUGUUGGCGGUAGCGGUGGUGGUGGCGGAACAACGAUCGGUACUGGAGGCGGUGGAACCGGGAACAUGGGAAGCAGUGAAAACUCUGUCAGCAGUAGUAUGCUAAAUUCGUCCUCAUCGGCGAACAGUAUUUCGCGGAAGAGUGCCAGCUCGUCGGCAAGCGGUGGUGGUGGUGGUGGUGGUGGAGGCGUUGGCGCCAGUCAUGGUGGAGCAGGUGGUGGAAUUGGUGGUGCUACUGGUGCGGGUGGCAAAACGUCCUCCUUUACGAUCACAUCGGUGAUCGUCGGUCCUGGAAAGCACAGUGCGGACAAUGGGGACGAUUCGGCGGACGAUCUGGACGAGUCACACACCGAUGACAAUAGCCGGAUUACGGACUUUGAGAAUGAAACGCCCAGCUUUUCGGAGGAUACGUUUAGCAAGGAGGAUGUUUUCUUUACGAACGCGAUCGGAAGUGUGCCAGUCAUUCCGACAAGUUCGCAAUACGGGUUGGCGAUCGUAGCGCCGAAUGAUCGAACGCACGGUGGUGAAGUGCUGGCAGAUGCGAUGCACGUCAGCGUUACAGACGGCGGCAUUAACAUAAUGGGGCACGGCAAGGGUGAAAUGAGCGACGGGAAGGAACUGCACCAUCGGAACGAACGGUUUAAGGUGGUUAAAAUUGAAAGUACCGAGCCGUUCAAGCGUGGCCGGUGGGUGUGUAUGGAUUAUCUCGAUCAUACAACGUUGCAGCAGCCGAAGGAAAUCUCUACCGGUGCAGAGGGAAACGAUGCAGGCGGUGGUACCAAUGCAUCUGUCACGACACAGGACAGUGGAGUGGGCUUGAACGAUAACGCUAGUUUCGCACCGUCGGACGGUACGGCCACUGGCGAGAUGGGCAGUGUGGACUACCAUCCGAAUGCGGUCAGCUCGUCUCCAGUUGUGGUAGGUAGUUCCGUGGCCACAUCGACGUCGACCAACACCGCUUCUAAUGUGAGCAGUGUCGUACUCGGAAUGCUAAACAACGAAUCUCCCGGACAGAGUCUAAAUCUUCCGCUUGCUGGUGGCAACUCGGUUGGAGCUGCCGGAACUGCCGGAAACGCUACUAGUCACGUUCAGUCUAACGCAACCGGCCCAGGCACCGGCACUGUUGGUGGGGCCGGAAUACCGCACAGUUUACCUCAGUCGCAGCUUCAGAACGCGCUGGCGGGCCAGCAACAGCAGCAACAAAACGCAGCAUACUCGCAAGCACAGCAAGGACAAUCCCAAUACUAUCCCCACACGAUGACGAAUCUGGCCGACCUGAAUCAGCCGCAAGCACAUCAACACCAUCAACACGGUGCUACUCUUCCAAGCAACAUGCAAAUCCACCCCCAACAGCCUCCUCCCCAGCAGCAGCAGCAGCAGCAGCAACAACAGCAGCAACAGGCCAAUAACACCUCUGUCCCUUCCAACAACAUUCUUCCGCCACUGGUCGCGCCCAUCCCAACAUCACAGGAGAUGAACAUUAUCAUCAACAAUCCGACCAUCCAAUCGAGCUUCCCAUCGCCCCACCAGCAAUUUAAACCACAGCAACCACCGCAGCAAACAGCCUCUCAAACGAACUCGCCCGUCGUCGUACCCACGUCCCUGAUCGACAACAACACCAUCCCUGGCGUUCCCGGGGAAAGCGUUCCUCUGAACGGCGGUGCCAACGCCGGUACGAAUAUCCUUUCCCCAUCCGCCGGUGCGGCAAAUGCAGUUUCUGUCCUUGCGACAGCCGGUGGCGUAAGUGCACACGAUACAGCUGGCUCUGUAUCGAUCGCCUCGGAUCCGCUGAUGAAUUCCUCGCCGUCGGCCACCUCAUCCCCGGUGACCUCAUCCGGUCAGCUAAUUCCCCAAUCGACUACGUUUGCACCUCCGCCAGGUGCCGGUGCUUCUGCCGCGUCCAUCGGUGAUCCUGCUUCCUCUGCACAAAACACGGCAGCACCCAAUUCCGUUACUGUCGGCAGCAACAGUGCCGCGGUGGGUGGUGCCACCACGACGAAUGGUACCGUCGCGGCCGGAUCUCCGUCGUCCAACGGUGCUAUCGGCGCAACUAACGCGAUCACUGUAGCGACAGGGUCUGGAAAUACGGCAGCGGAUCAGCUGUCGUCGGAAGCGAAACUACUGUCCGCUGUUUCUGGCGUUACGACCGGAACUGGGGCCGGUGAUGGCGAGGACCCUGAAAAGGUCAACGCUGAAGAUGGUGAAAGCAACAGCGGGUUGCAGACGCAGCAGCAGUCGCACCAACUGCAGUCGCUGGCUUCUGCACAGCAACAGCAGCAGCAGCAACAAUUAAACGCAAAUCUUUUCCCUGAAGCGAACGCGUCGAACGAAAGCUUCCAAAAUGCUUCCCUAGACAGGGGCCGUAAUAUGGCAGCUCUGCCACCGCAGAUAGCUAAGCCGCCUCAGCAAAUGCCGCAACAACAGUCGCAACAGUAUCAACAGUUUCAUGCUCCGCUGUACAACGAUAAUGGAGAGAAGCUAUCGAAAGCAUACUCACUACCACCGUCCAUGAGUGCCGCGGCAAAGGAAUCGCUUCGGAAGGAACUUGCCCAAAGUCGUCUAGAGCAGCAGCAGCAGCAGCAGCAGCACGCACGCAAAUUUCAACCUGUUGCACGCGCUUUCAAUGUUGUUACUUCUAGCAGCACAGCCGGGACGCCCAAUUCAAACAGCGCAUCGGACGUACCGAGUCAGGGCAACACCAGCAACGUAUAUACUGAUAUUGCACUCGGCAAAAGCAUCCAAAACCUCAUGAAACCGACACCUAUAUUAGCGACGGCAGUGGCCAAUCGCUUGGCCGGCGGAUCGUUGACUCGUUCGAUCGGUUCUCUUGGGCCUUGUCGGGAGCUGCCAGAAGGACAGGAAGGAACGGGCUAUUGUCGAGCGGCUAGCAGCCUCCUGGGCAAUUUUACCGGCAGCAACAGCGUGAGCGCGUGCACGGCAACGCAUCCGCACCGUUGUGUGCAAGAUUUGAUCAAAGAGGAGCUGGGCGGCAAUCGGCUAAGCAAAGCAGGAAGCAUGAUUAAUAUGAGCACCGAUUCGGAUCUGUUCAGUGGUGGCGGUUCCCAGUCGCAUCCUGCCUCGGGUCGCUCGAGUCCAGCAUUCAUGCAUGGCACAACACCGGUUGGUAGUCCACCGCGAUUCCUGAACACGCUCGGCCCUUCGUAUAGUGGUGGUGGAGGAAGUGCCCGCGUUAGCAGAGCUCCCUCGCCUUCCGUUCUUCAUCCAAGCGCUGGUGGCGAACACGCAAGUGCUUCGGGAACAAGUGCGGUCGCCAUCGAUAACAAAAUCGAGCAAGCAAUGGAUCUGGUCAAAUCGCACCUUAUGUUUGCCGUUCGCGAAGAAGUUGAAGUACUAAAGGAAAGGAUAUCGGAGCUGAUGGAUCGCAUUAACCAGCUCGAGUACGAGAACAACAUUCUGAAAGCGAACGCAUCGCAGGAAACACUAGCGCAACUGACUACCGGUGGUAGUAGCGUGGCAGCAGCAGCGGCAGUCGCAGCAGCUGCCGCGGCAGCAGCAGCAGCUCAGCAGCAGCAGCAGCAGCAGGUCACAACCGCCUCCACCACCAACGCCGGUUCCACCAAAGUACCAACCUCCUCGGCUAACCCUGCCAACGGUUCUGUUUCCUAAGCUUAGCGUUCCAAAACAGCCGUUAGACGUACACUUGACAUAAAGACUAUUAUUACUACUACUACUACUACUAUUACUACUAACCGAAGCAAGUAGCAUCAUCACUGAAAGCAUCAAUGCAUGCGUGUAUAGAAGCCCCAGAUAUUUCGCGUUAGGGGGGAGUCCAUGCUCCGUAC